This is a messenger RNA of Arctia plantaginis, 3816 nucleotides long. Lineage: Eukaryota; Metazoa; Arthropoda; Insecta; Lepidoptera; Erebidae. The record is from the annotation of a GenBank genome assembly.
AUGACGUCUAAAAUUGAGUUCACCGUUAACGGGCGAAGAUGUCGAGUGGACGAAACGUUACCUCCGCACACGAGUCUCAACGCCUACAUUCGGUACACGUUGGCAUUGCCAGGUACAAAGGCGAUGUGUCAUGAAGGCGGCUGUGGCUCCUGCAUAGUGAUGGUGCGAGCCAAGCGCUUUACCAGCGGGAAAGUUGAAACAUUCUCUGUUAACUCAUGUCUCGUGCUAGUAUUCUCCUGCCACGGCUGGGAUAUUACGACGGUUGAAGGCCUGGGGAAUCGCAGGGAUGGAUAUAGUGAGGUACAGAAGCGUAUAGUGGCGUUCAACGGUACACAGUGCGGAUACUGUACACCGGGAUGGGUGAUGCAGUUGACCAGUUUAGCAGACAAAAACCUUACAAUGGCUGAACUCGAGAACUCUUUCGGGAGUAACACUUGCAGAUGUACAGGCUUCAGACCCAUUUUAGACACUGUCCAAUCAUUUGCCAUUGAUGCCCCUCCAGAAUUAUGCCAAAGAGUUAAAGAUAUUGAAGAUCUGAAUACUUGUGAAAGAGGUCGGCAAAAUUGCCACAGAAACGGUUCGUAUGGGAGCGGGAGUGAGUACAGUGACUGGACUCUUGUUGAGGACAUAAAAUCUGAUGCCAUGAUUGUCCUAAACUUUGGCAAGCGCAAGUUUUUCAAGGUGUUCGAUGAGGAUGAGAUAUUUAAUGUUUUAAAUAAAUAUAGGAAUAAUUCGUAUAUGCUUGUAGAUGGAAAUACUGGCAGAGGUAUUGUUAAAAACUUCGAGUACCCGGAAAUCUUGAUCGACAUAAGUGCAGUGUCAUCUCUCAAAGGAUACAAAAUUGACCAAAACUUAGUGCUGGGCGCAAAUGUUUCGCUAGAGGACGCAGUCAGGAUCUUUAAAGAAGUUUCGCUGACAAGGAAUGAGUUUGCUUACUUGACAGAAUUUGUGAAGCACUUCGAACUAGUUGCAAAUAUUCCUGUUAGAAAGAUUGGUUCAAUAGCUGGUAACCUGAUGUACAAGCGAGCAGUACCUACGUACCAGUCCGAUUUAUUUCUUCUGUUUGAAUGUGUUGGAGCCUACAUCACUGUCCGACAGUCCAACGGAAAACAGGAGGCUCUAGAAGUACUACAGUUUAUCGAAUAUGAUAUGACGGGCAAGUUGAUGGUGAACGUAGAAUUGCCACCUUUGAGCAGCGCAUGUAAAUUUCGGAGUUAUAAGAUUAUGCCACGCAACCAAAAUGCUUUGGCAAUAGUUAAUGCAGCCUUCUUUCUAGAAUUCGGAAAAGGAAACAAGAUUACAAAAGCUAAAAUAGUUUACGGUAAUAUUGAUCCUAAAUUUGUGCACGCGACUAAAACUGAGAAGUAUUUGAUCGGAAAGAAGGUGUUUUCCGAUAAGAUCCUUCAAAAAGCCCUGAAAGUGCUUAACGAUGAACUGCUACCAGUUGAAAUACCUGGAGAACCAUCCAUAUCGUGCAGGAAGAAAUUGGGACUAGGACUGUUCUAUAAGUAUAUACUUAACAUCGCCCCGAUUGGAAUACCUUUAAGCAAAUAUAUCUCUGGAGGUAGCCUGCUCACAAGACCUGUUUCUAAGGGCAAGCCUGAUUAUUUGACGGAUCCUUCUUUAUACCCCUUGAACAAGCCGAUAACGAAGCUAGAGGCUAAGAUUCAGGCAGCAGGAGAGGCCAUGUACGCGAAUGAUUUGCCUCCUCAGCCUGGGGAAGUGUUUGGUGCCUUCGUAUUGUCAACGAUACAUUCCGGAGAAGUUGAUACUAUUGACGUUGAACAUGCUUUGGCAAUAGAUGGGGUUGUAGCACUGUACACGGCUAAAGAUAUUCCUGGUGUUAAUUCUUUUACAUUCCCCGGAAUACCGCUACAAUCGGUGGACGAAGAAAUUCUGGCAACUAAAAUAAGAUUCUAUAGUCAAGCAAUAGCCAUAGUUGUAGCAAAAACUGAAAGACUUGCCGCAGAAGUUGCUAAAAGAGUCAAAGUGACCUACAAAAAUGUAAGCAAUGUCGCUCCCGUUUUGACUAUUAAUGCUGCAAAGAAAGAUAGUAAAAGAUAUAUCGCUGGUACUCCAAAAAUUGAUCCUAAAACACGAGGAACUGAUGUCAAGAAAGUUAUCAAAGGAGUGUACAAUAUCGAAUGGCAGUAUCUUUAUUAUAUUGAGCCUAUCACUUGUGUAGUUAUUCCAAUCGACAAUAUUCUUGAGGUACAUGAUUCAACGCAAUGGAUGGAUCUAACGCAAAGUGCUAUAGCACGUUCUCUAGGAAUUCCUGAAAGCGAGGUGUUAGUUAAAGUCCGUCGUGUCGGCGGUGCUUUUGGAGGCAAAAUCAGUCGUAGUGCGCAAGCAGCAACUGCUUGUGCUCUCGUCGCUAAGAAACUUAACGUUCCAUGCAGAUUUAUUCUGCCAAUGCAAACUAACAUGUCAAUGAUAGGCAAAAGACUACCUUCACAGUGCGAGUAUGAGGUAGGCGUUGAUGACAAUGGCAAAAUCCAAUACCUGGACGCCACAAUAGUUGAAGACAAGGGUAAUGCCAACAACGAAGAUAUUUUAGAUUUUACAGCUUCAGGGUUCCCUAAUUGUUACAACACUGAAACUUGGAGAUUAAGGACAGCUAAUGUAUUAACGGAUCUGCCAACUAACAGUUUUGCUAGAGCACCAGGCACCUGCGAAGCUAUCAGCAGUAUAGAACAUAUUAUGUCACACAUCGCGUUUGUCGUUGGAAAGGAUCCAACUGAACUCCGCAAAAUAAACAUGAGAACUGAAGACAACGAUCUGCCAGAACUAAUUGAAACCUUGAAAAAUGAUGUCAAUCAUGCGAAACGAGUUGAAGAAAUAGAAAAUUUUAACAAAACAAAUAGAUGGAUGAAAAGAGCCAUCUCUGUCAACGUCAUGUCCUUUCCUGUCAUAUAUUAUGGAAACUAUUCAGCUUUAGUAAGUAUUUAUCGAGGAGAUGGAACAGUUACAGUCACCACUGGUGGAGUGGAAAUGGGACAAGGAAUAAACACAAAAGCUGCUCAAGUUUGCGCUUACGAGUUAGGAAUUUCAGUAGAGGAUGUGAAAGUAAUACCUCAUCAUUCAUUCGUCGCCGCAAAUAACAUAUUUUCCGGCGCCAGCAUCGCAACGGAAAGUGUUUGUUACUCUAUAAUCAAAGCUUGCGAAGAAUUAAAGUCUAGAUUGGCUCCAAUAAGAGAAAAAAUGCCUACUGGGACCUGGAAAGAUAUUAUCAAGAAAGCUGGGGAAGAUCAAGUUGACUUGUGUUCGUUAUACAUGAUGCAGGACUCUGAUCCGGCUUUGAAAGGGUACAGUGCGUUUGCUGUAGCAAUUAUAGAAACGAAACUGGAUGUUUUGUCUGGAAGGUUUCAAAUAAUAAGAGCGGACAUCUUGGAAGAUGUUGGAAUCAGUGCCAAUCCAAUGCUGGAUGUUGGCCAAGUUGAGGGUGGCUAUAUUCAGGGCAUCGGUUACUUUACUUGCGAGAAGCUUCAGUUUGAUAAGCAAACUGGAGAACUAUUGACCAAUAGGUCUCUGACCUAUCACGUACCUCUAUGCCUCGACAUACCUUGCGAGUUUAAUGUGAAACUUAGAUAUAAUUCCAAGAAUCCUAAAGGAGUAUUAGGAUCGAAGACGUGUGGUGAAAUGGGUAUGUGUACUGCACACGGCGUUACUCAUGCUUUAAGAUCAUGUAUCAUGGAGUCCAGGAAAGAUUCUGGAUAUGACACCAACGAGUGGCUUCAUAUAGGUGUUCCCUACGACACGGAAGUUAUAUUAGACGCAUUAAAUGUCAAACUAGAAGAGUUUCUUUUAAUGAAAUAA